CCCCGAUCGCGCGGUCUCGCGAGAGUUGGGAGUAAACAGCCCCGAAUGGAGACUCGAGGCGUGUUCGCUGCGGAGGCGCCGUUAUCUGGGGCCCGCCGGACCCGAGCUUGAGGCGGCCGCAGGUCGGCUCCUAGAGUGAUUGCUCAUCCCUCUUGGACUUCGGUUCUGUGGUGCAGAUGGAGUGUAGGACUCAGUUGUCUGGGCCCGAGUGAGAGAAGCCUGAUGUCCAAGAUGGAGAAGAAACGAAGAAAGAAAUGAAAGCCUCUUUUCAGGCCAGACCACAAAAGGCCAUGAAAUUUAACUUUUAUUUACAUUGGACAAGACUGUAAAACGAAUCAUCAGUAAUGUUUCAGCUUUUAGGCGAAACAAAAAUUAACUUAUAAUCAAGGAAGAAAAAAGUACGAUUUGAAUUUGUGAUUUUAUGAUCAUAUUCACUUAUGACCAUGAAGCUUGUCAACAUCUGGCUGCUUCUGCUGGUGGUUUUGCUCUGUGGGAAGAAACAUCUGGGUGACAGACUGGAAAAGAAAUCUUUUGAAAGGACCCCGUGCCCUGGCUGUUCCCACCUGACUCUGAAGGUGGAAUUCUCCUCAACGGUUGUGGAAUAUGAAUAUAUCGUGGCAUUCAAUGGAUACUUUACAGCCAAAGCUAGAAAUUCGUUUAUUUCAAGUGCCCUGAAGAGUAGUGAAAUAGACAAUUGGAGAAUUAUCCCUCGAAACAAUCCAUCCAGUGACUACCCUAGUGAUUUUGAGGUGAUUCAGAUAAAAGAAAAACAGAAAGCGGGGCUGCUGACACUUGAAGAUCAUCCGAACAUCAAGCGGGUGACCCCCCAGCGGAAGGUCUUUCGCUCCCUCAAGUAUGCUGAGUCUGACCCCAUAGUGCCCUGUAAUGAAACCCGAUGGAGCCAGAAGUGGCAGUCAUCCCGUCCCCUGCGAAGAGCCAGUCUCUCCCUGGGCUCUGGGUUUUGGCACGCUACAGGAAGACACUCGAGUAGAAGGUUGCUGAGAGCCAUCCCACGCCAGGUGGCCCAGACGCUGCAGGCAGACGUGCUUUGGCAGAUGGGAUAUACAGGUGCUAACGUGAGGGUUGCUGUUUUUGACACUGGGCUGAGCGAGAAGCAUCCCCACUUCAAAAAUGUGAAGGAGAGAACCAACUGGACCAACGAGCGAACGCUGGACGACGGGCUGGGCCACGGCACCUUUGUGGCCGGUGUGAUAGCCAGCAUGAGGGAAUGCCAAGGAUUUGCUCCAGAUGCGGAACUUCAUAUUUUCAGAGUCUUUACCAACAACCAGGUAUCUUACACAUCCUGGUUCCUGGAUGCCUUCAACUAUGCCAUCUUAAAGAAGAUUGAUGUGCUGAACCUCAGCAUCGGCGGCCCCGACUUCAUGGACCAUCCCUUCGUUGACAAGGUGUGGGAAUUAACGGCUAACAACGUAAUCAUGGUUUCUGCUAUUGGCAACGAUGGGCCUCUUUAUGGCACUCUGAAUAACCCUGCUGAUCAAAUGGAUGUCAUUGGAGUAGGUGGCAUUGACUUUGAGGAUAACAUCGCCCGCUUCUCUUCAAGGGGAAUGACUACCUGGGAGCUGCCAGGAGGCUAUGGCCGUGUGAAACCUGACAUUGUCACCUACGGUGCUGGAGUGAGGGGCUCCGGUGUGAAAGGGGGGUGCCGGGCCCUCUCAGGGACCAGCGUGGCUUCUCCGGUGGUCGCCGGCGCUGUCACCUUGCUAGUAAGGUGAGUGUUGCUCAGCAGAGAAAAGGUAUGGCCUUCUCAGCGCAGGGAGCGUUCCACAGCAAGUUCCUAGACGCUGCCGAGGGUAGCCCUGUGGGCAGGCCCUUGUAAGCUCAGGUCCUCAGAGGCUGGCUCUCUCUGCAUAGUUGUGUUGCUUUGCUAUCGUUUGCUACACCCUCUACUCUAACACUCGAUUCUUUGUUUCAGUUUGAGCCCCAGCUACAUAGAUCUGACUGAGUGUCCCUACAUGUGGCCGUACUGCUCUCAGCCCAUCUACUACGGAGGAAUGCCGACCAUCGUCAAUGUCACGAUCCUCAACGGCAUGGGUGUCACUGGAAGAAUCGUAGACAAGCCUGACUGGCAGCCCUAUUUACCCCAGAACGGAGACAACAUCGAAGUUGCUUUCUCUUACUCCUCGGUGUUAUGGCCUUGGUCAGGCUACCUGGCCAUUUCCAUUUCUGUUACCAAGAAAGCAGCUUCCUGGGAAGGCACCGCGCAGGGCCAUGUCAUGAUCACCGUGGCAUCCCCAGCAGAGGGGGAAUCAAAAAAUGGUGCAGAACAGACUUCAACAGUGAAGCUCCCAAUUAAGGUGAAGAUAAUUCCUGCUCCUCCUCGAAGCAAGAGAGUUCUCUGGGACCAGUACCACAACCUCCGCUACCCGCCUGGCUAUUUCCCCAGGGAUAAUCUGAGAAUGAAGAAUGACCCUUUGGACUGGAAUGGCGACCACAUCCACACCAACUUCAGGGACAUGUACCAACACUUGAGAAGCAUGGGCUACUUUGUCGAAGUCCUCGGCUCCCCCUUCACGUGCUUUGACGCUAAUCAGUAUGGAACAUUGCUCAUGGUGGACAGCGAAGAGGAGUACUUCCCCGAGGAGGUUGCCAAACUGAGGAGGGACGUGGACAACGGCCUUUCGCUCAUUGUCUUCAGUGAUUGGUACAACACGUCUGUUAUGAGAAAAGUCAAGUUUUACGAUGAAAACACAAGGCAGUGGUGGAUGCCAGACACUGGCGGAGCUAAUAUCCCAGCUCUGAAUGAACUUCUGUCUGUCUGGAAUAUGGCGUUCAGCGAUGGCCUGUAUGAAGGGGAUUUUACCUUGGCAAACCAUGACAUGUAUUAUGCAUCAGGGUGCAGCAUCGCUAAAUUUCCAGAAGAUGGCAUUGUGAUAACACAGACUUUUAAAGACCAAGGAUUGGAGGUUUUAAAGCAGGAAACAGCAGUUGUUGAAAACGUGCCCAUUUUGGGACUUUAUCAGAUUCCAGCUGAGGGCGGAGGCCGGAUUGUGCUGUACGGAGAUUCCAAUUGCUUGGAUGACAGUCACCGACAGAAAGACUGCUUUUGGCUCCUGGACGCACUCCUUCAAUACACAUCGUAUGGGGUGACCCCUCCCAGCCUCAGUCAUUCUGGGAAUCGGCAGCGCCCUCCCAGCGGAGCAGGCUCGGUGACUCCGGAGAGGAUGGAAGGGAGCCACCUGCACCGGUACUCCAAGGUCCUCGAGGCCCAUCUGGGAGGCCCGGCGCCUCGGGCUCUGCCCGCCUGUCCACACCUGUCAUGGGCCAAGCCACAGCCCUUAAAUGAGACGGCUCCCAGUAAUCUUUGGAAACAUCAGAAGUUACUCUCCAUUGACCUGGACAAAGUGGUAUUACCCAACUUUCGAUCGAAUCGCCCUCAAGUGAGACCCUUGUCUCCCGGAGAGAGUGGUGCCUGGGACAUUCCUGGAGGGAUCAUGCCUGGCCGCUACAACCAGGAGGUGGGCCAGACCAUUCCCGUCUUCGCCUUCCUGGGAGCCAUGGUGGUCCUGGCCUUCUUUGUGGUACAGAUCAACAAGGCCAAAAGCAGGCCGAAGCGGAGGAAGCCCAGGGUGAAGCGCCCACAGCUCAUGCAGCAGGUUCACCCACCAAAGACCCCUUCAGUGUGACAUCAGACCGCUGACCGGGAGAGCCAGAGAGAGCCUGCGUGGGCGGCCUGCGUGGGCAGGCGGAGCUGGGAAGUUUCCAGGCGGGCCGCCUGCUUAAAAGGGAUCGAGUCUUCAGCUAGGGGUGUCUUAGAGUCCGUUCUGAAUGGGCCUCCCCCCGUGAUGCUCGGAGGCUCCCGGUACGUCUUGAUGUGUCUCGUGUCCGGGGGCUGCAGGAGGGCCUCAGCGGAGCUGCCCAGAGUACCACUUCUUCUGGCCGCUGCUCGCACCAAAGACUUGGAGAACUUCAGGAGGCUGCCUGGAGUCUCCUGGCCCGAGAAGGAGUCUGUACUUUUAAACAGUGAAACAACUCUGACCAAGCUAAAAUAUGCUCGUUAAAGGCUAUUUUCUAUAUUUAUUGUUGGGAAAAAGUCACUUUAAAGACUUAUGCUAUUUGGAAGCAAAGCUAUUUUUUUUGUCAAUGGAAUGCAAUUUUUUACUAUUACAUCAUGAGGAAUAACACAGAUUCCGUGAUUUCCUUUUUGAUGAAAGGACAGACUUGAGAUUUGAAGGAAACUUGCACAAAUCUGUGAAACAUAGACCUUUGCUUUAUUUUUAUAAGUAUCAACUGCCAUCAUGUUUUGUAAUUUGGGGUCUUGAUUUCACCAUUGUUGGUGAAGAAAAUUUUCAAUAAAUAUGCAUUACCUGUAUGAAGCU
This is a messenger RNA of Ceratotherium simum simum (southern white rhinoceros), 4337 nucleotides long. The record is from RefSeq and is a predicted model, not a curated record. Lineage: Eukaryota; Metazoa; Chordata; Mammalia; Perissodactyla; Rhinocerotidae.